UGCCACUCGAGAGAAUCUCCAGCUGAAGGCGGCGCGGCGUGGAUUCAGUCUGGCUGUGACGGUGGUGCUGAUAGGACCAAACCGGCGCUGCGCUCAGUCUUGCUUCUUGGAACUCCGCGUCUGGAAAAUAGACGGUGAUGGUGGUGGUGAGCGUGGGGGAGUGUGCCCAAGAAGGCGGCGGGAGAGGAAAGAAAGGAGAAGGAGGCAGAGCGAAAGAAGAUGGGAGAGGAGGAGGUGUGCCAGCCCCUUCACUGGUCCACUACCCAGUCCACAAGUGUCCAGGCAAAGGGGACUACCCGCCAGGAUACGACAGUGACUCUGGCAACAGUGACCACAGCAGCAGCGGGCGGGGCAGCGGCGGCAGUGACCUGGGCAGUGAGCUGGACCACCGCGAUGGGUCCCGCCUGGAGGACAGUGGCAGGUACAGUGCUGACGGAGAGGAGGAGUCCCGCCAGCAGCACUCCCCACAGCCUCCCCCUCACGCGCCCGACCCCACCUCGGCUCAGAGCAAGACAGAGGUCGACACCCACCCAUCCGACAGACCACAUCAGCGCAGCGUGCCCGUGACUCACCCCCCUGUGGACGCGCCCCUCUGCGGCCACUGCGUCCGCCGGAACCUCUCCUUCUUUGACCCAGACUGCGGUGGCUGCGCUGGCCUGCUGCGGCGCCCCUCCAUCACGCCCGCCCACUUGUUCGCCAUCAUGAGGCAGUGGGUCCCGCAGGUGCAGCAGAACAUCCACCACUUCGUGCGACAGGCCCUUGAGCUCGGGUGUCACGUGGACGACCGCGACGCCCUCACAGACAUGACGCUGCUCCACUACGCUGUGAAGGCGGGCAGCAAUGGUGUGGGGGACCAGGACACCGCCCUGCAGGUGGUGAAGGAGCUGCUGAGGGCCGGCGCCGACGUGCACCAGCGCUGCCGGUGGACCCACAUGACGGCCCUGCACUACGCCGCUUACUUUGACGUGGCGCCUGUCCUGCAUUUAUUGCUACGAGAUCCCAUGGGCGUGUGUGUGAACGACGCCUGCCUUGAGUACUCCGGGGGCACGCCGCUGCAUAUCGCCGCCGCCAACCUGUGUCUGGCCGCCGUAAGGGUGUUGCUGCACCAUGGCGCCCUGCCCACUCUCACCGACACCCAGGGCCGCACACCCUUCCAGUGCAUCCCCACCCCUGAACAGUACGAGCUGGUGCCUGACGUGCAGGAGGUCAUAAGUUGUCUCCGCAGCCUCCUCUCCCCAUCAGCCUCCCACGCUCACACACACGCCUCUCACGCUUACCCCGCCCACGGCAACACCGGCCAGGGCUCCUCCGGCAAGGCGGUGCUGAAGGCCAUGGGGCUGAAGCUUGGCGACCGCGUGCUGGUGAGCGGCGUGAAGACUGGCGUGCUGAGGUUUGUGGGCACCACGGAAUUCUCGACAGGACUGUGGGCGGGAGUGGAGCUGGAGACGCCCACUGGACGCCACAACGGCACCGUCAAGGGUGUCAUGUACUUCCGCUGUGCAAAGAACUACGGAAUCUUCGUGCCCAUGAACCGCCUGACGAAGAUCCCUCACGUGGGCGGGGGACGGCAGGGACGCUCCACCUCACAGGCCCACAGGCAACAUUCCCGCACAGCCUCGCGGCGCUCCGCCUCGCUGCCACCAGGGCGCGUCAACCAUGGCCGCGUGGACGUCUCCCAAGUGGCAUCUAAGGUGGCACAGGACAUCCGUGACACCACCCGCAAGAUCGUGCUGGGUGACCGAGUCUUCGUGGACAUGGGCCUGGGGAGCGGCGCAGCAAGGGUUGUCACCGGUACUGUUAAAUUCACUGGCGCCGUCCACUUCGCCUCUGGGUUCUGGGUAGGCGUAGAGCUGGACGUUCCCCGAGGCACCAAUGAUGGCUCGGUCAACGGCACCAAGUACUUUAUGUGUAGACCACAUCACGGUAUCUUCGCUGCGCCCUCCAGAGUUAUCAAGACUACCAAUGACAGGACGUCGGGUUGCCCUUCAGAGUUCCUCCAGGACGCUCAAUCUUUCCUAAGCCAUAGCCGCCACUCCCUCUCCUCCCACCACGGCUCGGCCCACGCCCUCCACCUGGCCACCAGCGGACCCCUCAGUCUGGGUUACUCUGCGACCUCUGCAAGUCAUGACACCCAGGGUCCCAGGAGUCUCGGGUGGGGCGAGUUCAUAGAGGCGACGUCAUCCACAGCCAAUCUAGGUCCCGAAUGCCACGAUUCCUGUUGCGUCACCUGCUCCACCUCCCAACACCUGCUGGAGACGAGCGGCCCUGCGUCUCUCAAAGUUACGCAGACGUUGAAGCCAGCCAUCUAUCCGGCCAACACCACCAUGACCAGCCUGAACAGAUCCUUCUCCGCCAGAUAUGUCACAUCUCGUCAGCGUCAGGAGGAACUUGAGCGCAUGGCGGAGGAGCGGCGUCGGCAACAAGUCUGGUGUGACCCGCCUAUACUGCAAGCAACUCCAAGGGCGCAACGGAAGAAACGUGAAAACCAGCAUUGGCUUGAGGUGGGCCAUAACGUCUUCUACAAGAACAUCGUCGGUGUCAUCAAGUACAUCGGCAAGGUGGACUUCGAGGAGGGCGUGUGGCUGGGCGUGGAGCUGCGGGCGCCCAAAGGAAAGCAUGACGGCACGGUAAAUGGCCGCCGAUACUUCAGUUGCCGCCCUCGUCACGGCAUCAUGGUGAAGCCCAACAAGGUGUACGUGAGGGGCAUCAACGGCGCCAAGCUGGUGAAGCCCGAGGACGAAGACGAGGAGCAGUGACGGCGACGCGGACGAGCAGAGAAACUAGGAGGCGUAUCAUAAUAUUCCUAACUUAGAGCUUUUGUGUGAGUCAGUAGGUUUACAUGGCAACAGGGUUCCUUCUGUCUUGUAGUUUUACUGAAAGUAUUUUUUUUUUUAUAUAAUAUAUUUACCGAUAAUUUGAUCUCUCUCUCUCUCUCUCUCUCUCUCUCUCUCUCUCUCUCUCUCUCUCUCUCUCUCUCUCUCUCUCUCUCUCUCUCUCUCUCUCUCUCUCUCUCUUUUCAAAGGCUAAGUAGCUAGCCUCUCAGAAGCUGGGUGAUGAAGAAACAGUUCGGUUCACGCAUCACACAUGUCGCUCUCUCACCUGCUUAAUAUUAUUGUACAUAUAGUUUUGAGAUCUGAAUCAUAAUCAAGUAUUCUAGUUUCAAAUCAGUUCCUCUUGAUAAGAAUCUAUGUAUCUAUGUAUCUUACUUAUUCAAGAGAUUCCUGUUGUCAAUGAGAUUAUUUACUACGAUGUGAACCAGCAUGGCAAACACAGCACAGCACAAGGCUUACAAAAUGCUUUAUAAAGAACCUGGUCACUGCACUUUGGGACCCUUGCACAAAGGUAAAGGGCGUGGGAAAAUCUGUGAGAAAGACGUGUAGGGCAGAACGGCGGCAGGUCAAGGGGCACAAAGGAUAGUCGCAGACUGGAUGUUGGUCUAUAGUUGUUUGUCCAUAGCUUCAUAUUAGCUUUUGUUCAAACAAUAAUGAGUGAGUGCACGGAGCCCCCGGAGGCACACACUGGCCGACUCUGCUGGUCCAGAGGCGCCGGGUGUGAGAGGACCGGGAGGGACGGGGCGGGCUCAAACUCUGCACCGAGUCUUAUUUCCAUUUCCUCGAAGUAAGCUUCAGGUAAACAAUGAGCAAAUUAGGUAUGUAUAUAUAUAUGUACGAGUAUGUCACGGCUCACGUAUCACCUUACCCCACCUGUAACCCCAGAAUCACGAAGUGCAAUAUUUUAUUACAA
Molecule: messenger RNA, 3744 nt
Organism: Scylla paramamosain (green mud crab)
Lineage: Eukaryota; Metazoa; Arthropoda; Malacostraca; Decapoda; Portunidae
Product: CAP-Gly domain-containing linker protein 3-like
Exons: 14
Coding region: 138-2756 (872 amino acids)
Biological process (GO): cytoplasmic microtubule organization
Cellular component (GO): cell cortex; microtubule plus-end; nucleus
Molecular function (GO): microtubule plus-end binding
Source: RefSeq, a predicted model, not a curated record